UUUCAUGUACGGUAUUUGUAUAUGGCUUUGUUAGCGCUAGUGAAUGCCUAGUCUGGCUAGAAUCCACAGUGUGCCAUGAAAAUGCAAGGGGCUUCUGUUAGGACCCAGAAGCUUUCCAGUGGUUCAUCACUGUCUACUUCCUUUGUGCUCCUUGGUGCUCUCUGCCAGCAAGCUCUCAGACGAAAGUCAAGAUGGAGAUCUAACUCUACGAGAACUUCUUAACCUAACUUUGUUGCAGAGGGGAUUUGAUCCAUUGCCUCCAUUUGUUCUCAGCUGCCCUACUGCAGCUACCACCUUUCUUGGUGCUACCAAGUCAGCUGAUGCCAUGGACAUGUUCCAGAAAUAAUUUUCUUUUAAUAAUUGGAUCACUCCACAAAUCUGAUUUGAAACAUGGCUGCACAGUAUUUGAAAUAAUCAGCUAGGAAGCAGUAACAUGAGACAUGGAAUCUGCGAAAGAGAACAAUGUGGAACUGCAUCCCCAGAAAAAAAAAACCUAGUUUCAAAACCUGCAGAUAUCUUCCUUGGGCAGAGCAUUGUUAUGAUGGGUGCUCCAUGUAGUGAUGCUCUGAGUUACAUUUUUCCAACAGCAAAUCUGACUCAACUAAAUUCCUUCUUAUCUUCCCAUCUCAAACAUUUCUCCUGCCUUCCUCCAUCUUACCAGUGAAGGUUUGUGAUCUGUAGCAUAUAACAAAUCCCACAGAUCAGCCACAUCAUUCAAGUCUAAUUAGAAUACAAGCAGCAGAAGGUGUAAAUUUGUCAUCCUUUACCGUGUGCUCCUACUUCAUUCCUAUUCUUCCUCAGGUUUGAAGAAAAUCCUCACAGGAUGUUUUCUAGAGCCUCAGACAUUGCUACAGCUAUUCACUGUGCAUCUUCAAAGUGCAGUAUUUCAUUUUCAAAGUAACAGAAAUGAUGUUUCUAGGUAACAUCUUUGCUUUCAGUCCUUCUACAAAAGACAAUGAAAUCUGACAGAACCCAGAAGAGAAUGUAGAUGAGAGGAAGCACACUUGGGGCAAACACAAGAGACGUGGCUGUUACUGCAGGCCAGGAAUGCAGUUCUGCUUCUUUUCUGUUACACCACACCAGAUAACAGUAAAAGGGCUCAGGACUUUCCUUUCCAAAAAAUAGCCAUUACAGCUACUAGUUUUUAGAAGGAAUGAUUUUAAUGCCACAGCAGAAAAAUGAAAUGAGAAACAUACAAUUCCCUGCACAACUUCAUUACACAUAGAAAGGAACUCAGCAACAGAUGUAUGCCAUUUUCACGGUUUUGUCGACUGUUAUCUUACAGGCACACCAUGUUUCCAAGGAAUUUGAAUACACGUCAGACUGCAUUUCCAGAAAUAGCAAAGCACAGAACAAAUAUCCCACUUCCUAUAUAAGGUGCUUCAGAAAGCAGCAGUUUGGUGAAGCAACAAAGGUAGCCUGGUAAAGUUUCAGAGCAUUUCUAAGCUUUCACCAGUUUUCCUCUGUAAUUUCUUUCUGCUAACCUGUCUGCUGCAGUUAUUACAUCUCAUUUAUAGAAGAAAACACAGUAAGUAAUAAUCUCUUUUGACAGGAUACAUUGCCUUUUUGCAUGCAACAAAUGUGCUUUCUCUUUAUAUCCGUUUUUAGAAACAAUUGCACAUCAUUCAAAUAAGGAGAAGUAAAGCACCGCCUAAUGAGGACAAUCAUGUUUCUCAGAGUUGCUCUGCUAGGAAUUCUCCUUCUCAGCAUCCUCGGGACAGAAACUGCUCUGGCUGGCUCCAGUUUUUUAAGCCCCGCAUAUAAAAACAUACAGCAACAAAAGGAUACAAGAAAACCAACAGGAAGAUUACAUCGCAGAGGCACAGAAAGCUUUUGGGAUACAGAUGAAACAGAAGGAGAAGAUGACAAUAACAGCCUUGAUAUCAAGUUUAAUGUUCCUUUUGAAAUUGGUGUCAAGAUAACAGAAAGAGAGUAUCAAGAAUAUGGACAAGCGUUGGAGAAGAUGCUACAGGACAUUCUUGAAGAGAAUGCUAAAGGUAAUUUCAAACAAGUCAUAAAUGCAGAAACUUAAAACAAAAAACAAAAGCCACCUC
This is a messenger RNA of Phasianus colchicus (ring-necked pheasant), 2054 nucleotides long. RefSeq names its product ghrelin and obestatin prepropeptide (gene GHRL). Gene Ontology annotation, biological process: negative regulation of inflammatory response; regulation of response to food; gastric acid secretion. The record is from RefSeq and is a predicted model, not a curated record. NCBI's taxonomy places the organism in Eukaryota, Metazoa, Chordata, Aves, Galliformes, Phasianidae. Gene Ontology annotation, cellular component: extracellular region. Gene Ontology annotation, molecular function: ghrelin receptor binding; growth hormone-releasing hormone activity.